UCUGCAAUCUUCACCAUUAUCUUUUAUUCUCUGAAAAUUUCGUUUUCUUCGUGGGUCAGUCACAAAGGCCAUGUCUGUUGCCAAGGUGCAAGAAUCAAAGAAGGAUAAGAAGGUGAAAGGGGCUGUUGCCGAGGUGCUUUCGUGGCGGCAGAAGAAGGCGACCGCUGACGAAGAAGAAGAAGCGAUAGCGAAAGAUGUGGAAGAUCUUAUAACAUGGACUAGCCUGAUAGAAGCCAUGGACGAGCAACAACUAAAGGAUUAUGUAUUGAACAGACCUGAAAACAUGCAGAGUGUGAAAACGGGAAAGGGCGCACCUGGCAAAAGGGUACAAAGGAGUGGGAAACCCAAGUGUUCAUCUGCUUCCCAUGGGCUAAUGGCUACCAUUUGGAAGUUCCAUAGAGAAGAUGAUUGAUGAAGCUGUCCCAAGUAGUAAUCCUUCAUGAAAUUUUAUGAACAUGGAAG
Messenger RNA from Magnolia sinica, 462 nucleotides. RefSeq lists its product as uncharacterized. NCBI's taxonomy places the organism in Eukaryota, Viridiplantae, Streptophyta, Magnoliopsida, Magnoliales, Magnoliaceae. The transcript is spliced from 3 exons. Bases 71 to 412 code for a protein of 113 amino acids. The record is from RefSeq and is a predicted model, not a curated record.